Erythranthe guttata (spotted monkey flower) is the source of this 1677-nucleotide messenger RNA. Its product is annotated as EAP30/Vps36 family protein. Gene Ontology annotation, molecular function: phosphatidylinositol-3-phosphate binding; ubiquitin binding. Gene Ontology annotation, biological process: protein transport to vacuole involved in ubiquitin-dependent protein catabolic process via the multivesicular body sorting pathway. The record is from RefSeq and is a predicted model, not a curated record. Lineage: Eukaryota; Viridiplantae; Streptophyta; Magnoliopsida; Lamiales; Phrymaceae. Gene Ontology annotation, cellular component: late endosome membrane; ESCRT II complex.
UCUCUCAUUUCUCUCUCUACUUUUUCAGCAACGUUCACAAUUACCACUCGCAAUCCACCAUGGCCGGAGCUUUCCUCCCGGCGGCGGAGCUAACCGAGAGCGGCCGUCCCAUACUAAAACCCGGCGAGGUGGAGUGCUCCCUCCUAUCCGCCGUUGACCUCCUAUCGGAAGAACUCCCCACCUUCCCCCACCUCAAAUCCGGUCUCCUAAUCCUCACCACCCACCGCCUCUUCUGGCUCCCACCGGAAACCAACAACCGCACAAACCCUUCCUCCUUCAUCCCUCUCUCAGCAAUCCAAAACAUCAUCUCCAACAAAAAGUCGAUCAAAUCCAUGUUCCACAGUCCCAGGAUCCGCUUCCAGGUUUCCGCCACCCAGGACGGAAGAAUCAUGGAGAACGGCGGCCGGAAUUCGGUGACGAUCACUCUGGUAGUGAGGGGUAAAACCGACCCGGAUUCGUUUGUUGGGAAAUUCUGGGAAGCUUGGAGAGGUAGGGCAUGGGAGGCAACCGGGUCCGCAUCCGGAUCCGGGUCGGCUUUGGGGGACGGUGGUGGGUCGGGUUCGGGUCCCCCGUUGGCGGUGCGGGCCCCGGUGGUGGGGGUGUCGGGUAUACUGAGGAAGGAGCAGGAAAUGUGGGAGAGUACUGAUAAGAGCUUGCAGGAUGCUUUUCAGGAUUUGAAUGCUCUCAUGAGCAAGGCAAAGGAGAUGGUGAUGCUAGCUGAAAAGAUGAGACAAAAGCUUUUAUCGGGAUCGAGUAAUCAAAAUAGUGGUGCGAAUGAUGAAGAGCUUGGUACUAAGGAAGAGAUGCAAGAUUGGUUGUUGAGUGUCGGUAUUGUAUCUCCUGUAACUAAGGAGUCCGCUGGUGCUUUGUACCAUCAGCAGCUAUCUCGUCAGUUGGCAGAUUUUGUCAAGAUCCCAUUGGAGAGAGCUGGUGGAAUGAUUAAUUUGAUCGAUAUUUAUUGUCUCUUCAACCGAGCCCGCGGCACAGAAUUGAUCUCGCCCGAUGAUUUACUGCAAGCAUGUUCUCUCUGGGAGAAAUUCGAUGUUUCAGUUAUGCUUCGGAAAUUCGAUAGCGGAGUCAUGGUUAUCCAGAGUAAAACCCACAGUGAUGAAGAGGUAUUUGCUAGAAUCAAGUCUUUGAUAAUGAAACCCGAGGCUUUACUAACUGGGGUUAGUGCAACCGAAGCUGCAAUGACUCUCGGUGUAGCCCCAGCUAUGGCUAAGGAAUAUCUUCUUACCGCCGAAACAAAAGGAUUGCUUUGUCGAGAUGUUAGUCCCGAUGGGUUUCGUUUUUACAUCAAUUUCUUUCUCGAACUUAAUUCCAAAGAUAUGUACCUUGUGAAAGAUCACAGUCGAUAUAGCACAUGGACUAGCGCAGUUUUGUCGAGGUAAAGUAGUGGUGAUUUGCUUCUUCGUUCAAGACGACUGAAAGUACUAUAGUAAGGGCAAGAUUCGGGGGUGCAGUGAAAAUUACGUUUUUGCCCUCGCGACCCCAACUUAACACACACACCGACACAAAUUGUGUAUAUUGCAACUGGUAUUUUCUCCUGUAAAACUAAAAUAAUAGGACAAUUUGGUCAUUUAUUAUAGUGUCUGGAUUUUGAUGAUCAAUAUAUGACCAAAUUACUGUGUGAUAAUUCUUACUUUGUAAUCAACAUAUUGGCGAUGAACUGACUAA